Messenger RNA from Xenia sp. Carnegie-2017, 2055 nucleotides. RefSeq lists its product as uncharacterized. The coding region runs from base 226 to 1836 and encodes 536 amino acids. Lineage: Eukaryota; Metazoa; Cnidaria; Anthozoa; Malacalcyonacea; Xeniidae. Gene Ontology annotation, molecular function: exonuclease activity; nucleic acid binding. The record is from RefSeq and is a predicted model, not a curated record. The transcript has 17 exons. Gene Ontology annotation, cellular component: nucleus.
UUCAUUUGAAUGAUUUGAUAAGAAACGUUAAAAUAAACAGAAGAAAUAAAUGUUUUUUAAUUCACUCGUUAAUUGUGCAAAUUUUCAAGCGAAUAUAUUUCAAUAAGGAAAUGGUAUUGCACAUUUUACUAUCUAAUAAUUGGGCGUUGAAGUUUAAAUUUUAAAAGCGGUAAACUCCUGUAAACUCCUGUAAGAAACCUGCAGUCAGUGUACCGCAAAAUCAUCAUGGACCAGAAGGAAGAAAAGGACAAAAAUAGGAGUAUCUUGUCUGCAAAUGACGCUUGUAAACAAAGCAAACGAAAGAAGAAAGAGAAAAAGACGAAACGAGAAAAGAAGAGAAAAAAGGAAAAGCUUAAUGUUGAUAAGGAGGAAAUGCAGAUAUCUGCUGAACCAUUCUCUGUGGACAUGCAAAGCAUCCAGGGAGAUUAUCCAUCCAUCAAAGAUAUUCAGAAGCUAAUAUUAUUUACUUUUAUGGGUCCAGAGAAUAUAUGUUUACCCAACUGGGUGACAUUAAAUCCAUCAAGAGUAUCUAGAGUUGUUGUAGUCUUGUGUAAACAUAUCUCUGCAAAACUCUUCAGCAAAUUUAGAGCAAGCUUUCCAAAUCUGAAUAAAAUGUUUAAUGUGGUAAGAUCACAUGUUAAGGUGUUUCCUUUUCAAAACUAUGGCCAUCAAAUAUUCAUGGAAUCUCCAACAGAUUCAUUGCUGACUGUCAUUGAAAAAGUCACAGAACCUGCCAAGAGGGAGACUGAACCUCUUUAUCUUCAUGCCAAGGAUUUUAUCUUGAGUGAAAAUGAUCUCAUAAAAAAUCAUUAUCUUAUUCCUGGUAUUUCACAAGAUGCAGAAAGUUUUGUCACAAUUCCACUGAGUUCAACGACAGAAGCUACUGCUUCAAGUCCCAUGUUUGCUAUUGACUGUGAAAUGUGCAUGACGUCGAUUGGGAAAGAGCUCACUCGGAUUUCGAUCGUCAAUUCAUCGUGUAAGGUCGUUUAUGACAGUCUGGUUAAACCUGAUUUGCCAAUUAUUGACUAUUUAACCAGGUACAGUGGUAUAUCGAAAGACGAUCUUUGUGACGUUUCGACGACUUUAAAAGAUGUUCAAGAGAUGAUGAAAAAACUCAUUCCAGCUGAUGCAAUACUUGUUGGUCAUUCACUUGAAUUUGAUUUUCUUUGCCUUCAAUUUUUUCACAAUAAAGUCAUCGAUACGUCCGUGGUCUAUGAUGAUUUUCGUGGUUGUGGCUUUAAACCAGGUCUGAAAAAUCUGGCAAAGAAAUACUUAAAAAAAAAAAUUCAAGAUAACGUUGGUGGCCAUUGCUCGAUUGAAGAUGCAAGUACGUGUAUGCAACUAGUGCAACUUAAAAUCUCUAAAGGUCCUGAUUUUGGCUUAAAAGACGACAAUCGUGAUGAAAUAAGUAUUUUUGACAAAUUAAAAGAGAAAUCGGUUCAUCCGUUCAAAGGGGUAAUGGUGGAUACGAAGUCAAAUAUAACAUUGCAUUCGGGAUGUGCCGAUUGCGUGGUCUGUUUUAAUGAUGAGGAGGUAGUUGUGAGGAAUGUUGUCAAUAAUCUUUCUAAGAGGCAAUUUAUAUGGUCACAAUUACAUGGAAUGGACCUGGUGAAAAGUGUCAAUGCUGAAGAUAUUGAACACUCGUUACAACAAAUUGACGCAAACAUUGCCAAGAUUAACGAAGAACUUCCGGAAAAGACUUUAUUUUUUCUCAUUCUCGGCUCGGCCAAUACGGCCAGUCUUAGAAGGUUACGUGAAGGUAAUGCUGAUUCCAAGACUAUAAAAACCAAAAGGAAAGAAAUCAAGCAUGGAAUGUGUUUUGUAAAACUAGUAUGAAUAGACGCCAAGGUGCAUAACAUCUCUUAAUUAUUGCAAGGCUUUCUACGCUCAAACUCCGGUCAAAGUUCAGAUGGCAACCUGAUAAUGCGUGUUUUGGCUUACUCUUGCCUGGACCUGGUAGCUACGGAUAACUGAACCGCCAUAUUUGAAUAUAUUUAUUUGUGUAAUAUAUAAGACAAGUUGUAGUUUUACUUGUAAAGAAAGUAAGAAUCGACA